GAAAAGGAGUCGAACCACAUGGUCCAGAUUUUCGCCCUUCAGGCAGAUCUCGUGCACCACGCAAAGUGUACAAAUCAGAGGAACGUUUGACAACCUUGCAUGGGUUUUGCCAGCGCUCAAAGCAAAAGGAUAUGCCAUCCUGCAGCUGCGAAAUGAGGAUUUGCCUGACCUGAGAAAGCUGUAUGCGCAGUCGCGCGAGUUCUUUCAAUGUCCUUCCAAAUACAAGGAGACCUUCAAGUUCUUCCCCAUCCCUGGAGGUUACUUGACCCCUUAUCCUGGCACGUAUGAGGUGUUCGAGCUCCGGCGUGGUUUGCCCAAGUGUCCCCAAGAACUUCAGCAGGCAAGCAGAGAUGGAAACGACAACUGA
Cladocopium goreaui is the source of this 367-nucleotide messenger RNA. Lineage: Eukaryota; Dinophyceae; Suessiales; Symbiodiniaceae. The record is from the annotation of a GenBank genome assembly.